CAAAACUCAAAAUAUCUCCAUCACCGCUUCUAUAAAACCCCGUUUGCUCUCCAUCCCAAUUAAAAAAACGCUCUCACGAAUUUUCAUAUCUUGUCUGAAUUAAGAUUAUUUACUUUCUCUUAACGAUGUCUAAGAAUAUUCUGGUCACCGGCGGCUCUGGCUACAUCGGAAGUCAUACUGUGCUUCAACUGCUUAACGGUGGUUACUCCGCCGUCGUUGUUGACAACCUCGACAAUUCCUCUGCUGUUUCUCUCGAACGCGUUAAGAAAAUCGCCGGCCAAAACGAAGACCGCCUCUCCUUCCACCAGGUGGAUCUCCGAGACAGGCCUGCGCUUGAGAAGAUUUUCUCAGAAACUAAGUUUGAUGCAGUGAUACACUUUGCUGGACUUAAAGCAGUAGGUGAGAGUGUGGAGAAGCCUUUGCUGUAUUAUAAUAAUAACAUUGUUGGCACUAUUACUCUGUUGGAGGUUAUGGCUCAAUACGGCUGCAAAAAUCUUGUGUUUUCAUCGUCGGCUACAGUCUAUGGCUGGCCAAAAGAGGUUCCUUGCACUGAGGAGUCCCCAAUUUCUGCAACCAACCCAUAUGGCCGUACUAAGCUUUUUAUUGAAGAGAUUUGCCGGGAUGUACAUCGCUCGGACCCUGAAUGGAAGAUCAUAUUGCUUAGAUACUUCAACCCUGUUGGUGCACAUCCUAGUGGCUACAUUGGUGAAGAUCCUCUUGGAAUUCCAAACAAUCUCAUGCCUUAUAUCCAACAAGUUGCAGUUGGCAGGAGACCUCACCUCACCGUAUUUGGAACCGACUACAAGACAAACGAUGGUACAGGGGUUAGAGAUUAUAUUCAUGUCAUUGACUUAGCAGAUGGACAUAUAGCCGCUCUGCGCAAGCUAGAUGAUCUCAAAAUCAGUUGUGAGGUUUACAACCUUGGAACAGGUAAUGGAACAUCGGUCCUAGAAAUGGUUGCUGCCUUUGAGAAGGCAUCCGGAAAAAAAAUCCCGUUGGUGAUGGCCGGACGACGUCCUGGAGACGCUGAGAUUGUUUACGCCUCAACAGAGAAAGCAGAACGCGAGCUAAAUUGGAAGGCUAAGUAUGGGAUCGAAGAGAUGUGUAGGGAUUUAUGGAACUGGGCCAGCAAUAAUCCUUAUGGCUACAACUCCUCCAAUGGCUCCUCUUAACUCUCGUUUUUUCUUUUUCUUGCAUUUUUUAUUUUUAUAAUCAUAUGAAAAAAUGCUGAUCAAGAACCCAAAUUUUUUUUAGAAGCAAGUGGGGAAAUCCGUGUAUUACUAAUUUGAUCAUAGCUACUCUUUGAAUCUUUGAUAUUUAAAUCUCAUUCUUUUUUAGUUC
This is a messenger RNA of Brassica oleracea var. oleracea, 1341 nucleotides long. RefSeq names its product UDP-glucose 4-epimerase 2. Lineage: Eukaryota; Viridiplantae; Streptophyta; Magnoliopsida; Brassicales; Brassicaceae. The transcript has 9 exons. Gene Ontology annotation, biological process: galactose metabolic process; rRNA processing. Gene Ontology annotation, cellular component: cytosol. Gene Ontology annotation, molecular function: UDP-glucose 4-epimerase activity; RNA binding. The record is from RefSeq and is a predicted model, not a curated record. Bases 126 to 1172 code for a protein of 348 amino acids.